AUGAACGGUAGAUAUGACGCGACCUCGUCGCGGCCAAAGAUCACGGUUCGACAACUGAACCGUGACCAUGCCAACUUUGUGCUCGAGAACGUGGAUCUUUCGUUCGCCAAUUCGUUGAGGCGCAUCAUGAUCGCCGAUAUCCCUACGGUGGCAAUCGACAUGGUCGAGGUGCGGAACAACACGACGGUGUUGCCGGACGAGUUCUUGGCGCAUAGACUGGGCAUGAUCCCACUGCUCAGCAUGGACUGCGCCAAGGCGUUGGUGGAUCACAGGGACUGUGCGUGUGAGGACGGUUGUGAUCGAUGUUCGGUCGAACUGACAUUACGCGCACGCUGCACAACGCGCGGCAACCUUGAGGUAACGUCGCGCGACUUGAUACGGUCGGACACGAUCGAGAACGCGACGAUCUACGACGAUGAUGCGAUGGCCGAGCCUGCUGCUCCGAAACACCCGGACUUUGGGCGACCGGUCGGCCACGAUGGCUCCACCCCCCCGAUCAUGCUCGUCAAGAUGUCCAAGGGACAAGAGCUCGACUUGCGCUGCAUCGCACGUAAAGGAUUUGCGAAGGAACACGCCAAGUGGUCGCCCUGUUCGGCGGUCGGGUUCGAGUACGAUCCGCACAACGCGCUGCGCCACACGACGUACUGGUACGAGUACGACGCCAAGCAGGAAUGGCCCGAAGGCGCCAACGCCGAGUUCGAAGAGCCGCCGCAGGAAGGCGCGCCGUUCGACUACAACAAAAAGGCCAACAAGUUCUACUUUGACGUCGAGGCGAGCGGCAGCAUGCACCCCGCCGAGAUUGUUGAGACAGGCCUGGGCCUGCUCGAGUACCGCGUGGCGCAGAUCGUACAGGAGCUGAGCAUGCUCGACGAGCAGCCAGGCGGAGGCGUGGGCGGCCUGGAGAACGGCAUGAUGGAUCCUUACGGUGCACCGCCGGGCGUCAAUGGCGGGGGGAUGGAUCUGAACGGUCAUGGAGGCGCGGAUAUGAACGGUUACCCAGCGCAGGUGGCCAAUCCGUAUGCUGGCUCUGGCUGGGAUUGA
This is a messenger RNA of Sporisorium graminicola, 1041 nucleotides long. RefSeq lists its product as uncharacterized. NCBI's taxonomy places the organism in Eukaryota, Fungi, Basidiomycota, Ustilaginomycetes, Ustilaginales, Ustilaginaceae. Gene Ontology annotation, cellular component: RNA polymerase II, core complex. Gene Ontology annotation, molecular function: DNA binding; protein dimerization activity; DNA-directed RNA polymerase activity. The transcript is spliced from 2 exons. Bases 1 to 1041 code for a protein of 346 amino acids. The record is from RefSeq and is a predicted model, not a curated record. Gene Ontology annotation, biological process: DNA-templated transcription.